UUUAAGAUUGUAAUACGCUUGCGCAUGGGAAGUGACGCCAUAUUUUCAGCAAAAAUGGAACGGAGGGAACUUUCAAUGUUUAUAUUGAGUUUUAUAGCUUAGGAUGGCUAUAAAGCAUUUUGAACUGACAACAAAAAAGAAAUGCAGCUCCACUGACAUAUUGAAUUGAUUGAUUCAAAAUAUAUACGCCAACAUGCUGUGGAUUUUGCAAUCGGCAUUAUCCCAAUGCUUUAAAUUUCUCCUGGAUUGCAUUUUUUUCAUAAUAGUUGAUUUGUUUGUGAAAUGGUUUCUAGGUGAUUCAAGAUCACCAGAGGAGAAGAAGAAAAUUUGGCUUUUUGAGUCUGCUGCAUUGCUUAUAUCCUGUGUACUCAUCCAGCUAUGUGAUCAUACGCCUUAUUUUCUCAUUGGUCUUACCAUAGUGACAUUUGUUUACACCCAAUUACCAUGGUUACGAUUUAAUCCAGAUUUACGUCACUGGUGGGGUGUUGCUCAGACAAGAUGGGAAGAAUAUCAGCAGCAUUCAGACAGCAUGGCUCGACUUCAGAAACAACUAAGUAACGAACCACCAAUGAGAGGCAUGAUGAAUGCAAGACCAAAUAUUCGUCAUGAAGAAAUGAGAAAUAAUAGAUUUGGGCCAUUUCAACAAAAGAAUGUAAACUUUUCAUUUCCUCAAGGCCAAACUCAAAGCAACUUUGAAGGAAUGUCAAAUCAAAAUACUAAUAAGAAAGAAAGUUCCACAACUGGCAAAAGCAUGCUGUCUUCACUUUCUAGAAUAAAAUUAUCAAAUGUUUUUAAGAGGCCACAAAAUAAUGUUACACCCUUGAAACCUGAGUUUAGUUUCAUGCCUGCUAGUACUUCCAAAGUACAGAAUAAUAACAUAAAUACUCCAAUAGUUACUAAUGAAAAAAAUUCACCUCCAAAAUCAACAUGGUUUGGAAGUCAAUUGACAAGGCAACCAAUUCGCAAAAUAGAUCGUCCAUAUACACCAAACUAUUCUCCAGACUAUAGCAGCUCAUUGAGAAACAAGUUCAUGUCAACCUUUGGGUUUUCUGGACAUCACAGUGGUCCACCUGGUUUACGGAAUGAAGGACAGAAUUUGUGUUUUAUGAAUAGUAUUUUACAAUGUAUAGCUAGAACACCUAAUCUGUGUAAACAUUUAAGUUUAGAGACAGCUAAAGAAGCAGAAUGCAGCGUAGCUGAAUCUGUUUUACUCAAUACUCUAGUAGAAAUUUUAAACAGUUGUAUGGUAGAUAUCUCUACUUCAAACUUAGAUCCCAUGGCAUUUAGACAGGCAGCAUCAACACUCAACAGUAGCUUAGUGGCAGCACCUUCACAGCGGCAGGUACAGCAGGACGCAGCAGAAUUUUUCAUGUGGCUUAUGGAUACUGUGCAUACAUUACUGAAUAAAAACAGGAGAGGUGGCCAAGUAGCUGUUGAAAAUCCUCGUCUGAAUAUGUUGAAAUUUAUAUACGGACAUCUUAAUCCUGCCAAAAUUCAAGAUCUCAAAAAUGCUUGCCAGGUAGAGAUCAAUGCAGCCAACGGUUUCCAGAAUGAAACCUAUGCAGAGCCUAUCCAAAGAUUAUCUGACUUAGAGUGGUUGUCCUAUAAACAGGAGAAUGAUUCAGUGAUAGAUAACCUGUUCACAGGACAACUAGUGACAGCAUUUCAUAAUCUGAGAGACAAUAAAAUCUCUGUCAAUCUUCAGACAUACAAUGUAUUACCUGUAACAAUAGCCGAGCCUAGAGAUGUUUCAGGUCUAGUUGUUCUCCUAGAUUGUUUUUCAAACUUUUGUAACAUUGAGCAUUUGAGUGGUCAAGAGGAGAUAGAUAAUUCACCAUAUAAACCAGUGGAAUCUCCGAUAUCUCAACAAACUAAUCAAAAUUUACAUCGGACACCUUCAAACCUCAGGGAAAGAAAAUUUACAAGUGUAGAUUCGGCUAUAUCAGUCGGAUCUCCGUAUUCUGUCAUGUCACCCAUCCCUGGAAUGGUAAAUUUAAAUGACAGUGGUUACCAAGACAAUGUGUUCAGAACAUCAACUCCUAUAGGUAAUAAUGUGAAUCCAUCGCGUGUCUUGUCCAGAACUUGUAGCCUACAACGAAGGUGUUUGUUGAGACAGUUACCAGAAUGUCUAGUCAUACAGCUAAUGAGAUUCUCGUACAACCAGUUGACUGGACAGUCUAGGAAACUUUUGUCUCCAGUCAAAAUUCCUCUGAAGACCUUAGAUUUGACAUCCAUUAUGUUUGAUACUGUCACACAUCAAGAAAACUUAUCAGAGGAAGAGAAUUGUUAUAAAUAUGACUUGUAUGGUGUUUGUGUUCACUAUGGAGGUGAGAGUACAAACUAUGGGCAUUAUGUUAGUUAUGCUCUACAGCCAGACAGUAGUAAGUGGUAUAAAUUUGACGAUGAAAUGGUUACAGAGGUCAACAUGGACUAUGAAUUAACAACCCAAGAAGUGAUGAGGAAUGCAUAUCUGUUGUUUUAUAAGAAAUGUAAAAGUAAUUGAAAUCUCAUUGCUCAUUGUUUUAUAGUUGUUACAUUGUUAUAUAAAUUUUGUUAUAAAUUCAUGUCAGAUCUAGUUUUUUUACUUAAUUGGCUUGCUCUAUAUUUAUCUGUUUAUAAAGCUGUUACGUGUUGAGGCAAUUGUUAUAACAUCUUAUUCUAUUAUCAGGGAUAACAAAUUUCAUAUUAGAAUUUCUGUGAACAGUGAAUCUUCAACAAUUACUGGUAAAAUUGAUUGUUAACCCUUUCCUCCAUAAUGAUGCCUUUUGACGCCACCCCCUUUACUCCAUAAUGACGCCUUUUGACGCCUGUGUAGUACCUCAGUUGAAACACUUCGACUACAAAGUGUCUGCAGUUGACUUAAUAAAGUUUGUAUCCAAUAUGAAAAGGAGUAUCAUAGGAAUAUCUGACUUAAAUUUAUUUCAUGAAAUAGUUAACGUUGUUUUUCACAAUGCUUUAGUACUUCAAAUCAUAAGUUCAGCAUUUUAUAAAAAAAAUCCUAUGCGAAUCAAGUAUGCAAAAAAAAAAAUUCAAUGGAGGAAAGGGUUAAGCCAGGAAUACUUCUGUUGGUAUGGAUUUUUUUGGGGUUAAAAUGAGCCAUUAAUCUAUCAAAGAACAACAUUCAUCAAGAAAUAUACAUGUUUUUAAAAAAAAGUAUUUUAAAAUUUUAAUAUAUAUGAUAAUGAACUGACACAUUUUAGAACAUUCGCAUAAUUCAGUUAAAUUUAGAUAUAAAGAAGAAAAAAAUGGAUUUAGAUAUAAAAUCAUUCAAUUUUAAUGCUAAGUAUUUUAAAAACUUGUUUAAAUGAAAAAAUAUGAUUUAAAGCUUAGUAUAUAUACAGAAAAAAAAAUCAUUUUAAUUUUUUAUAUUGAAUACACUAUUAAAUAGUUAACUCCUUAAAAAAUGAUCUCAAUGUGAAUAUUGUCUUUCUGAGAUAUAAACAUGAGGUACACUAAAGUUAUUAUUUGGCAAAAUAUUUAGAAUUUUACUAAUUCAGAAUUUGAAAUUAAACUUCAGGUCUUUCAUUUGAAGUUUGAAAAUGACUCAUUAAAAUAAAGAUUAAAAUGCGGGUGUAAAAUAUCAAGCCAAAGCAAGAACCAAGUUUUAUCUAGCUUGCACUCUCAAUUUUUGUUGGUCUUAAAACCAUAUACAUGUAUAUGCAAACUUGCGAAAAUUUAUUUAAUUUGAAAAUGCUCAGAAGAUCUCAUAAUUACUGGUAUUUUGAUUAUGUUUUAUCAGAAACACUGUUGUAUCAUGCAAAUAAUAAAAUGACAGAUAAACAUGUGCAAGAAUGUAUUAAAUAUAAAAAAAUAAUUAAAAAUAAAAAAUACAAUAAUUUUUCUACUUGCCCAAGGCAAUUUUGUAAUUUUCUAACCAAAACU
This is a messenger RNA of Mytilus trossulus (common blue mussel), 3882 nucleotides long. RefSeq lists its product as uncharacterized. The record is from RefSeq and is a predicted model, not a curated record. The coding region runs from base 194 to 2503 and encodes 769 amino acids. NCBI's taxonomy places the organism in Eukaryota, Metazoa, Mollusca, Bivalvia, Mytilida, Mytilidae. The transcript is spliced from 4 exons. Gene Ontology annotation, molecular function: cysteine-type deubiquitinase activity. Gene Ontology annotation, biological process: protein deubiquitination.